Messenger RNA from Fundulus heteroclitus (mummichog), 1609 nucleotides. RefSeq names its product WD repeat domain 55 (gene wdr55). NCBI's taxonomy places the organism in Eukaryota, Metazoa, Chordata, Actinopteri, Cyprinodontiformes, Fundulidae. The transcript is spliced from 4 exons. The record is from RefSeq and is a predicted model, not a curated record. Gene Ontology annotation, molecular function: protein binding. The coding region runs from base 17 to 1282 and encodes 421 amino acids.
AACAAAGCAAAACAACAUGGCGGCGUCCACAGAACACGUUGGACCCACUUCUGAAGAGACAGACCCCGCUGAAAGUGUCCAGACAGAACCUGCAGGGACGCUUAAAGGUUCCGAGACGUCCGAGUCCGAGUCGGAAAAACCCGAACAAGAUGAUGAUGAUGAUGAGGAGGAGGAAGAGGAGCCUCCCGGUCCAAAGAUCCGGGAGACCCCGCAGGACAUCCAGCUGGAGGCGAUCGCCAACACGGUGGCUGUGCACCCCAGCAGGGACGUGCUGGUCUGCGGGGACGUGGACGGGGACGUGUACGCGUUCUCCUAUUCCUGCACGGAGGGGGAGAACCGGGAGCUGUGGUCCUCCGGACACCACCUGAAGUCCUGCCGCCAGGUGCGCUUCUCGGCCGACGGGCUGCGGCUGUACAGCGUCUCCCGGGACAAGGCCGUCCACCUGCUGGACGUGGAGCGGGGCCAGCUGGUGUCCCGGAUCCGGGGGGCCCACGGAGCCCCCAUCAACAGCCUGCUCCUGGUGGACGAGAACGUCCUGGCAACUGGAGACGACGGAGGCACCCUGAAGGUGUGGGACAUGAGGAAGGGAACAGCCUUCAUGGACAUGAAGAACCAUGACGAUUACAUCAGUGACAUAACCGUGGACCAGAACAAGAGGAUACUGCUCACAGCCAGCGGCGACGGCACCAUGGGCGUCUUCAACCUGAAGCGGCGGCGCUUCGAGCUGCUGUCGGAGUUCCAGAGCGGCGACCUGACCUCGGUGGCGCUGAUGAAGCGGGGGAAGAAGGUGGUGUGCGGCUCCAGCGAGGGGACCCUCUACAUCUUCAACUGGAACGGCUUCGGGGCCACCAGCGACCGCUUCGCCGUCAAGGCGGAGUCGGUGGACUGCAUCGCGCCAAUCACCGACAACAUCAUGUGCACGGCGUCCAUGGACGGCUACAUCCGGGCCGUCAACCUGCUCCCCAACCGGGUGGUCGGCUGCAUCGGGCAGCACGUCGGCGAGCCCGUGGAGGAGAUCGCCAAGUCCUGGGACUCCCGCUUCCUGCUCAGCUGCGGCCACGACCAGCUCGUCAAGUUCUGGGACAUCUCCGGCUUGGCCAAGGUGACCGUCAACGAGUACCGCAAGAGGAAGAGGAAGGACGGCCGGAUGAAGUCGCUCACCAAGAAGGCCCUCGGCGAGAACGACUUCUUCUCUGGACUUGUAGAGGAACCUGAGAAAAAAGAAGAAGAGGAAGAAGAACAGGAAGAAGAGGAGGAAGACAGCGACAGUGGGAGUGACUAAAACACGCUGUCAUAUUAUUAAGUCAAGGUUCCUCAGAGCGUGUGGAGAACUUAGAGCAGAACAUGAGUUGGUACCUUGGUUCCCGUCUCCAUGCAUUACGAGAAAAGAUUCAACUUCCGUCUAAAGAACUGAAUAAGUAACUUUAUACUCUGACUUCCUGUGAGAUACGGGGAAUAAAUGACUCUGCCAGAGUGGCUUUGCUGCAGACGGGAGACUCUGAUGAAUGUUUUUAUGUUCAGAUAUUCUCUAGGCUGUUAGAAAACGUUUGUAAAUGAUGUCGAGCAGUAAAAAAAAUAAAACAUUUUGACGUUCAGCAUCAGUUCUAAA